Parastagonospora nodorum SN15 is the source of this 1269-nucleotide messenger RNA. RefSeq lists its product as hypothetical. Gene Ontology annotation, cellular component: cytoplasm; mitochondrion. Gene Ontology annotation, molecular function: lipoyltransferase activity. The transcript has 2 exons. The coding region runs from base 1 to 1269 and encodes 422 amino acids. NCBI's taxonomy places the organism in Eukaryota, Fungi, Ascomycota, Dothideomycetes, Pleosporales, Phaeosphaeriaceae. Gene Ontology annotation, biological process: protein lipoylation. The record is from RefSeq and is a predicted model, not a curated record.
AUGGCACCAUCUAGGGGACUGGCCUUGUUGCGGGCUCGACUGGGACUUUCCGCGCGCUCCUCCGCAUCAUGCAUUGGUGUCGGCGGCGUCAGGAACUUUGCCUCGUUCACGGACACGCUGUCGGACCCAAAGAACAAGCUGCAGAGCUAUAUUUCCACCAGCAACGACCCGUAUCUGAACCUUGCCAUUGAGGAUCACAUACUGCGGAAGUCGCCGCCACACAGCACCGUCUUGUUCAUGUACGUGAACAGGCCAUGCGUAGUCAUCGGCCGCAACCAGAACCCGUGGACGGAGGUCAAUUUGGGCAUUCUCCACGCAGCACGAAACGGCAACGCCCAGGACAUGGAGACGGAACCGCCAGGCAUUGGCGCCAUCGACUUGGUGCGCCGUCGCUCCGGAGGCGGCACCGUCUUCCACGACGAGGGCAAUCUCAAUUGGAGUGUCACGUGCCCUCGCAGCGACUUCACGAGGGACAGGCAUGCCGAGAUGGUAGUCCGCGCCUUGCGCAAACUCAACGUCGACCGCGCCAGAGUCAACGAGCGCCACGACAUUGUUCUCGACCAAGGCCACGAGAAGCUCCCCUCGGACCCUGAGGACACGCACCGCACGCCCUACACCGUCCCCGAUGGCGCCCUGCCCAAGCCGCUCAAGGUCUCUGGCUCUGCCUACAAGCUCACGCGCUUGAGGGCAUUGCACCAUGCGACAACCUUGCUGAGCUCGCCCAACCUCCACAUCAUACCACGGUACCUGCGAUCUCCCGCGAAGAGACACAUACAGGCAAAGGGCGUCGAGAGCGUGAGCUCACCCGUCGGCAACAUUGGCUUGGACGUCAAGCCAUUCCAACAACGCCUGCAAGAAGAAUUUGCCAACAUGUAUGCCGCUGUUGGGGAUGCAGACGUAGUAGCGACCGUCGGCACCGACCACCUCAAGGUUCCCGAUAUCAAGAAGGGUUACGACGAACUCCGCACUGAAGACUGGAUGUGGUCACAAACACCACAGUUUGAUCUCCUGCUCGACACGCCCGACGACAUCGGCAUCAGCAUGAACGUGCAUCAUGGCAUUAUCAAGAGCUUGGAACUCAAGCAUUCUCGUCUGUCGCCCAGAACACAGGAUCAACUGCGGAAGGCUUUGGUGGAACGAAAGCUGCAGGACAUCCGCGAGUGGUCCACCUUCCUGCAAACUCAACUUGGAAAGCUGGAAGACCGUACGUCAGGCAUUGCGAGCCGUCUGGAUGAACUCAUGCCAGUGCCCAGGCUGGCUGAUUCUUAG